This is a messenger RNA of Rhodofomes roseus, 480 nucleotides long. RefSeq lists its product as uncharacterized. NCBI's taxonomy places the organism in Eukaryota, Fungi, Basidiomycota, Agaricomycetes, Polyporales, Fomitopsidaceae. Bases 1 to 480 code for a protein of 159 amino acids. The transcript is spliced from 5 exons. The record is from RefSeq and is a predicted model, not a curated record.
AUGGCUGCCGAUGCUCUCGUGUUCAUCGUGACCUGGCGCCGCACCUAUCAUGUGGCACGACUUUCCCGCCAGGCGAACGUCCAGGCAUCUCUGAGCACACUAUUAUUACGAGAUGGAGUGGUCUAUUUUGCAUCGCUCUUCAUCUUGAACUGCAUCUGCAUCGCUACGUAUUUCUCGACAUCUACCGGCAUGACUUAUAUUACUGUUUCGUUAUCAAGUAUCAUACUCUCGCGCAUGCUUCUGAACCUGCGAGAAGCAAGCCUUCGAGCUGAUGGCCAUGGCGCGUCGACGUCUUUCAACCUUCGCGCGUCCAAAAUAGGGACUAUAGACUUCGCGCGGGCUGUUGAUGCAUUCGGAGCGAGCUGGAAUGAAGACGAAGAUGCGGACAUCGACGAAGGCGAGCUCGUGGACGACGAAGGACUGGAGAUUGAGAUGACGGGCAGCGAGACGGAGGAGAUCGGGGAGUCGGCUGAAGCGUAG